Molecule: messenger RNA, 4568 nt
Organism: Solea solea (common sole)
Lineage: Eukaryota; Metazoa; Chordata; Actinopteri; Pleuronectiformes; Soleidae
Gene: rnf152
Product: ring finger protein 152
Exons: 3
Coding region: 477-1118 (213 amino acids)
Biological process (GO): apoptotic process; negative regulation of TORC1 signaling; positive regulation of autophagy
Cellular component (GO): lysosome
Molecular function (GO): ubiquitin protein ligase activity
Source: RefSeq, a predicted model, not a curated record
GGAGAGAGAGAGGGUGUGAGUGUGUUUUGGUUUUCUCUCGCUUUCAGAGCAGAGCAGGAAAAACAUCGAGCAGCCUCGCGUCGCUCACGGAAGCAGGCGAUUUCGCAAUUUCGCUGAAUCUGGUUCUGAUUCUGACCCAUUUUAAAUGAACGGGAAACCACACAAACACACACACACACACACAUACACACACAGACACACGCGCGCGCACAGAGGCGGGACUGACUGCUGCUGCUGUGACAGACACUCGGACCAAAGACACAGAAGAGCAGAAACACAACCUGGACCAUCAUCAAACAUCAACAUCAAACUCUGAUGGAUGACCAUGCUAACACCACAGGGCUUUACAUUGGCGGUCGGUGGUGAAACAUCGGCGAGAACUGCACCUUCAUAAACUCACCUGGAGACUUGAAGUCUUCUCUUUCGCUAAAGUGAUAAUAUUUUCUGUUCGGGAUUGCUCAUUUACACUCUCAAAAAUGGACACAAUUUCCCAGGAUUCCAUGUUGGAGUGCCAGAUCUGCUUCAACUACUACAGCCCGCGACGGCGGCCCAAACUGCUGGACUGCAGACACACGUGCUGCUCCGUGUGUUUGACGCAGAUGCGCAGCAGCCAGAAGGAAAUCCGCUGUCCUUGGUGCCGCAGCGUCACCAAGCUGCCACCGGGCCUGUCUGUCUCCCAGCUCCCAGACGACCCGGACAUCAUCACCGUCAUCGCCAUCCCCCACGCCUCCGAGCACACGCCCGUCUUCAUUCGCCUCCCGAGCAACGGCUGCUACAUGCUGCCUCUGCCCGUCGCCAAGGAGCGGGCGCUGGGGUUGCCGGGCGAGCUGGGCUGUCGCUUCCUGCCCGGCAGCCAACAGAAAGGCGCUGUCACCGUGGUGACCAUGCCUGAGCAGCAGCCGCUGGCCCUGGCGAUGGGUCUGGACGGUGUUGGGCUGGAGGGAGACGAAGUGGAGAGGAGGGUCAGUGGCGGUCCGGUGGGAGGAGGGAAAGGAUCCACGUGGUCCGGCGUGUGCACUGUCGUCCUGGUGGCCUGCGUCCUGCUCUUCCUGCUGGGCAUCGUCCUGCACAACAUGUCCUGCAUCUCCAAACGCUUCACGGUCAUCUCCUGCGGCUGAGGCCGCCGUGGAGGAGGAGGAGGAAGGAGACUGCUCGGACUUCCCGUCCCCCCCCGUCCACCCUUCUUGGAUUCCCCCCACGAGCCAUGAGUCUCCUCAGGGAAGGAGAGUGGAAUAAACUCACAUCAGGGGGCGUCCAUGGAAACCGAGGAGCAACAUAGAGAAGGCGAGGACAAGGAGAGUCGAUGAUUGUCUGAAGACAAAAAAGCCCUCAGAUGUUUCCCUGUCCUACUCUGGACCUGGUUCCAGUCUGAGGAUUUGUUUUUGGCCCAGAUUUUGCUCUGAUGUUCACGCUCGGUGGUUGACCGAGCGUUCUUGCCUGUGGUUCGUAGACGUACAUCAGUGAUCGUAGUGUUGUUUUUAGAUGAGUGUUCACGUGUCUGGACUUGCCUCGUGGUUCAGCAUCCGCAUGUGACCCAAUCAGAAUCAUCAGAAUAAGUGAAGGAAACUUUCUUUCUUUUUUUACGCCUGUUUCAGUUCAGAGCUGUCGACAAAAGCUCAAACAGGGAAUAUUUUGUUUAUACAGCUUUAAAUGAAAUCACAGGUAGAACCCAAUCACAACCAGAUUGUGUUGAUUAGUCGGUAAAUUGAUGGUUUUAGCUUCUAUUUUUUAGUUUACAGUUUUUGUUUUUGCAAACAAUAUAAUCAAAAAAACAUAGAAUCAGAUAAAAUUCUAAAUAUUUCGUAUUCUGGAGAAAUUGUCAAGACAAAGACACAGACCAUUUUAGGAACUUAAAAAUAUUAAUUAACGUCAAUUAAUACAACAUAAAAAGUUAAAAAGUAAAAAGUUGUAUGGAUGUAAAGCGUUGUAGCUUCACUCUGAAUUAACUUAAUUUGUAAGUGAUUUUCUAAGUUAAUUCAACCAGUCUCUUUUUUUCUGUGUAAACGUUCAGCAGAUUUAAUGCAGUCUGUGGAAAAGGUGGUUAGCUUAGCUUAGCAUAAACUGGAAACAGAAGUCAAAUGGCUGAACUCACUCUCACUCCAUUGUUGUGUCUCUUGGGUUUUAGCUAAGUGCUAAAUGCUACAGUCGCUUCAGUAAAAGUACGACUUUACACAAAACCACAACAUUUUGAUGCUAACAAGUCGUGUUAGAGUUUAAGCUAGCACAUUGAACUAGCUAAAUAGCUAACAAGAUAAAAACAUGUUCCACGCUUAAAUUGUGGAUUUCUGAAUUUUGUUUCUUGGUGAGGCGCAUUUUAGCGCUCAGCUGUUUACAAGACAUGUUUUUUUACUCUUUAAAGUGAGACAGGGUGACUAAGCUAAACUAAGCUAAUGGUUGUCACCUCCACUUUAAAGGUCCAGUGUGUAAUAUUUUGCAGGGUUUAUUGGGAGAAAGUACAUUUACUGCCCAUAAGUAUGUAAUUACUUAAAAAUAAAGAUUAUUUGUUUUUUGUAUCCUUAAAUUAAGACUUUUAUGCGUACUUAAGGAAAUGGCCUUGCUUUAUGGAGUCCGCCAUCUUGUUUUCAGCCACCAUGUUUCUACUUCUACUGUACGUGAAAACAUAGACGUAGAUAUACCUUUCUGUGAGGGCCACCGUAGUACCCUAACAUGUCUAGGCAAAAAAUGAAAAAAAGAGUGACGAGUCAUCACCAGUAGGUGUCACUAAUUCUUACAUACUGGUCCUUUUAAAAGAAAUAUCUUAUGAGACUUAUUUUAUUUGUUUUGAUGUUAAAGAUUAGAUAAUAUAAAUAUAGCAUAGUUUUCUGUCUUGUUUCCAGUCUUAAAGCUAAGCUAAGCUAAUAGCCUCCUUGCGCUAAACGUUGCAAAUGUUGUCCUUUUGAAAUAUUAAUGUGUAAUUAUUUGCUUCUUUUGUCAGAGUUUGACCUCCUGACCUUUAGCGUCCUUUUAAACACACACAUUAUCGACUCCACAUCUUUAUACCGCUCUUAAGUCAGAGAACGAGUGGAUUUAUACGGUCAAUGGUUGCUGUUAUCGUGUGUGUGUGUGAUUGAGGGGUCAGUGAGGGGUCACGAGUGGGCGGGCACUGCAGGGCUCCAGUUAACGACAGCCAUAUUGAUUUAUCUGCUUUUAUAUUUACACAGAAACACACAGCGAGAGCGAGAGAGAGAGAGAGGGUGAUGUAUUUUCCACACAGGGUGUACAAUAGUCUUGUCUUGUACAGAAUGAUUAGAAUCAUUUGUUUUUGAUAAAUCUUGUGUUUUUCUGAUAAUUUCUCUUAUUUUUUAAAGAUUAAAGUGGACGUUUCCUUCGUUAAGGACUUAUCCUUAAAAGGAAUUAUCCUUAACAUUUUUGCCGCGUCUAACUCGUGAAUAUUCUUCUGGAGAGACGUUGUAGUCCAGCAAGACUGUUGCUAUGAGAGCCUCUUUGAAGUUUGUCCUUUGAAAAAAGUUGAAAUAUUUUUAGCUUUCAGUGCUCGGCGCUAAGAGCAAUAACCUCAAAAGAAAAGAAUAAUCAUUUAUUUUACCUCCGGUAACUCAAAAUCCUUUCAAAAUAAAAGCCAUUGAUGAUUUUUCUUUUUUACACAUUCAAUAGAACAUACAUUAUAAGGAGUUUAUAAGUUGUAAAUGAUGUCUCUGUAAAUGUUUAAUUACACAUGAAUUAAUGCUUUACAUUUUACAAAAAGGCAUUGUGUAUUUUAUCAGUAACUUUGUUUACUUUGACUUUUUAUUACCUACUUUUUUGUUGAUGUUUAUUAACAUGCUCUGUCUCUCCUGACUACAAUAUUGUAAUUAUACAAUCACAAAAGAGUUUUAAGCACCUUUUAAAAAAUGGUUUUCAGAUUCAGAUUUUUUCAUUUAUGCUGUUAAUCCCACACCAGCUUGUAAUUUUUGUUGGAAUAAAUCACUUCUAUUUGAGUGCAUCGACAUUAAACUACACAUUUAUUAUUAUUUAUUACUAUUAUUUCAGAUUUUUUAUUUGUUUACUCAGUUUUUCCAGUAAGAAAAAAGGGUGUAAACUGUAAUAGAACGUCAGAAAAAUACAAUAUGAAUACACUUUCAUGUAAUAAUAUGAAAAUAUUCAUGUUACUGCAUGUCUUUCAUUUGUUUCACUCAUUCAUUUUCAUUUUUCUGACGUGGAAACAUCAACAUUUUUACGCGAAAUAAAAUAUAAAUGUGAGAAACCGAAGCCAAAACAGUGAUUUUUAGUUCCUUUGACCAAAUAAGGUCCUUUUCCACGAUGUAAUCUGAGGGGGCGGAGCUAAUUAAACCUCUGAUUCUUGGUUCAGAGACAUUUUAUUGUUUUAUAGAGCAAGAAGCAAAAUAUAUGCUUUUUCCUUUUCGUUUAUUUCCCUUUUUUUAAUGUAAAACCUUUUUUGUUAUGACUGUUUUUUAUAAACUGUACAAAUGUUUUUUUUACACAAAGUGAAAGAAUGACGACGUAGAAAAGAAUGGUUUGUCAUUUGUUUGUGAAACGUUACCGUCAAAGUUCCCGUCGUAGUUUCUGCAGCUGUUUUUGGUGAAAUAAUAAAAAAAAGUUUGAGAUCUGAA